ACAAUUUGCCGCCUUUUUGAAAUGUGAGGUUAGUUUCUAUAUAUUAUCUUAAGAAAUGUAAAACGUAUUAUAUUUUUCAGCUAUUUUUUAUAGUAAAAUUAUCAUUAUUAAAAUGGACCAAAGUGAAAAUAAUCAAAAAUCAGAAGAUGAUAAUUAUAUAGAGGAUAAGGAGGAAAUUUCCCUAUUAUUACAAACAGUACCAGCUUUAAAUGAUUUAUUUAAUUUACAUUGUAAAGUUGGCGAAGGUAGUUUUAGUUCAGUAUUUUUGGCAACUCUCAAGUCUUCCAGGGAUUCGAAAAAGUUUGCCAUUAAACAUUUAAUACCUACGUGUCAUCCUUCAAGAAUUCAGCGUGAAAUGAAUUGUUUAAAAAAAAUUGGGGGGCAAGAUCAUGUAGCCGGAUUGGAAUUGUGUCUAAGACAUGCAGGAUCAGUAGUUCUAGUUAUGCCUUUUAUGAGACAUGACCGAUUUAUGGAUUACGUACAAGAUAUGACCGUGGAAGAGACAAAACAUUAUAUGCGUGCCUUAUUAACUGCCUUGCAAAGGGUGCAUAAAUUUCAUAUUAUGCACAGAGAUGUCAAACCAAAUAAUUUUUUAUACGACCGUCCGAAUAGAAGAUAUCUUUUGGUUGAUUUUGGAUUAGCUGAAAAUUACAAAAGAGAUCUAAAUAAAAGUAAUAUUAAACCGUUAACACCUCCUGUCGCUGAUAGUACAAGAAAGAAAAGAGAAAUUGAGGUGAAUAAAAGUUCUCCAACGUCUCUUGGAAAGCUUGAAGAAAAGUGUUAUUGCUUCGGUAAACCUAAAGUUUGCUCUCUUUGUUUGAUAAGACCUGCACAAGUUGCACCUCGAGCUGGUACUCCAGGUUUUAGAGCACCAGAGGUUCUCUUAAAACAUCCUGCUCAAACGCCAGCAAUUGACAUUUGGGCGAGUGGAGUUAUUUUAUUAUCAAUUCUCAGUGCAACACAACCAUUUUUCCGUUCUCCAGAUGACGGUACUGCUUUGGCAGAAAUUAUUACUAUUUUUGGAUCCGAUAAAAUUCAUCUAUGCGCACGAAAAUUAGGAAAAAAGAUAACAAUUCCUGAACAAAUACCACCAGUUGAUAUCGUAAAACUUUGUCAAAAGUUACGAGACAGAGACAAAAAUGUUAAAAAUGAUGAGGAGUCUUCAGGGAAAAGUUUUCCACUAGAAGGUUUUGACUUAUUAUCGAAACUAAUGGAGGUGGACCAUCGAUUACGAAUAACAGCAGCAGAAGCUCUCAAACAUCCGUUUUUGAAAUUAUAACAGUCAAUUAUUUUCGAAUACGAGGACCAAACAAUAGAAUGGAUCGACAUUAAUUAUGUAUCGAGCAUCACGAUAAGCUUCUUCGUACUUCUCCAAAGCGUCGAAAGCCUGACAUCGACGAAACAGAGCCUUUGGAUCGUUGGGAGAAAUUUUCAGAGCAUCAUCGCAA
Molecule: messenger RNA, 1448 nt
Organism: Leptopilina heterotoma
Lineage: Eukaryota; Metazoa; Arthropoda; Insecta; Hymenoptera; Figitidae
Product: cell division cycle 7-related protein kinase-like
Exons: 10
Coding region: 113-1279 (388 amino acids)
Biological process (GO): mitotic DNA damage checkpoint signaling; protein phosphorylation
Cellular component (GO): nucleus
Molecular function (GO): ATP binding; protein serine/threonine kinase activity
Source: RefSeq, a predicted model, not a curated record